AUGUCUCAAGAUAAGGAUGAAGAUGAUGUGGAUCCAGAAUCUAUUGAAGAAGCAGGAAUACUGGAAGCAGAUGUGGGGGCACAUUUUGACCAGCAAUUGGCGGGUAUAGACCCGAAGUUGAAGAUCAACAUGGACCCCCAGGCUCAUCGUGACCUGAGACCGGAAAUGAUGUUUAUACGGGAGGAACUACGUCAGGCGAAAUGGCAGACAUUGGCUGUUCGUCGGGCGGCGUUAAGGAAACUUCUUAUGAGAGAUUUCUUGGAAGAGGAUUGCGAGUUGAAGAAUUUGGGAUUGUCUUACGCUCCACCCGAUCCUUAA
Messenger RNA from Danaus chrysippus (African queen), 318 nucleotides. The record is from the annotation of a GenBank genome assembly. Lineage: Eukaryota; Metazoa; Arthropoda; Insecta; Lepidoptera; Nymphalidae.